AUGCAUAGCCAUAAAAUUAAAGAAUUAAUAAACUUCACUGAUGAUAUAAUGAAGUAAUAAGACAAAAUAUAAUACAGUCAAGUUGAUAAUGAAUCGAUGACUCUUUAGAAAAGUGUCGGGAACUUAAAAUAGUGUGAGGAAAUGACUAUAGAUACUGGAAUCGACUUAAUUAUUGAUAGAUGUUCAAAUAAACUAAGUUUGAAAGCCCUUGCAGAAUUUCUAAGUUCUCAAAAAAAUCUAAAUCUAGACUCUCUUCAUAUUCUUCUGACUCAAUUGAAUCAUAAAAUCCAAUUAGAGAGGCAUUAGUAGAUCAGCAGUUAAAUCUAAUAUUUCACCAGUUUCAACAACAUGACUAAGCCACUCAAUAUUUCUCACAAGGAGUCAGCCUUCACUUUAAAGAUCUAAAAUCUCGAUGAGACGGCACCAGGCAAUGAAACUUAAGAUUUGUACAAAUCUUUCUCAAUGCCCUCUCCAGGACUAAGACCUAUCCUUAUCAACAAAUCCAGAUUAAAUUCAGAAGACAUCAUUGAGUCUAAGUUUGAGAAGCAGGUCAAGACUAGACUGAUCCUGAAUUCCUCAGCCUAAUUUUAAAAGGGAAAACAACUUUAGAUUCAUAAAACUUGCUUAGAUCUGAAUGUAAGUGGGUCAUUUUAGCAUCAAAACAAUAACUCUUAAGUCAAGCCAAAUGUGCCUAAACUUUAAUCAGAUAAUAAGUUCUUAAUCUUGGACAAGUCUAAGUACACCAACUUUACCAAGAAAUUCAAAGACUUUUUGAAGAAUCAGUAGACUAUGGAUGAUUAAAGCACAAAAUCAAACUCAAUUAGCCCUAAAAAGCUAAACUCCUAAGCCAAAAACAUGGAAUUACAAACAUUAGUGAUCAAGAAAAAGAUGACUAAAUUACUCAACUUCAAUCCCUAAAUUCUUGAGAAGUGA
Messenger RNA from Stylonychia lemnae, 933 nucleotides. NCBI's taxonomy places the organism in Eukaryota, Ciliophora, Spirotrichea, Sporadotrichida, Oxytrichidae. The record is from the annotation of a GenBank genome assembly.